This is a messenger RNA of Ustilago hordei, 843 nucleotides long. RefSeq lists its product as uncharacterized. The transcript has a single exon. Lineage: Eukaryota; Fungi; Basidiomycota; Ustilaginomycetes; Ustilaginales; Ustilaginaceae. The record is from RefSeq and is a predicted model, not a curated record. The coding region runs from base 1 to 843 and encodes 280 amino acids.
AUGUGUGGUUUCUCUCAGAAGGAGGGGAUAGACUUUGACAAAAUCUUUGCACCAGUGGUGCCCAGAGACACUAUCUGGACCAUUCUCACAAUCACAGCCAAGUUCAACUGGGAAGUGGAUUCCAUUGAUGUCACCCAAGCAUACCUCAACACCCACCUGCAUCACAACAUCUACUUGAAACUGCCAGAGGGUGCAGAAGUCCUGAUGGGGAAGGUGUACAAGCUAAUCAAGAGCCUAUAUGGACUGAAACAAUCUGGCUGGGAAUGGCAUAAGGAGCUCAACACACACCUACAAAGGCUGGGUUUCUUCCCACUCCUCAACAUACCCUGUGUAUACCUUAAAGGCACAGGUGCAUUGCAAGUGAUCAUUGCAGUAUAUGUGGAUGACAUGCUCAUUGUAUCCCCACAAAGAGACCAGGUCAAUCAGGCAAAUAAGGCCAUCAUUGACAAGUGGAAAAUCACUGACAAUGAGCCUGCAACAGAGUUCCUCAAGAUCAAGAUCACACAAGACCAAGAGAAGAGGACAAUCAACCUGGAUCAGCAUGCAUACAUCAAGGAAAUCAUAAGGGAGUGGAUCCAGCUGCACAAGAAGACAUGGACACCAAUGGUUCACACCCUGUUGAAGGCAACCAGCAAUGAGGAGACAGAUGACAAACUGAAGGCCAGAUACCCAGUCCUGGUGGGAAAGCUAUUAUGGAUCUUGAAUACUGCCCAACCAAAUGUCUCAUAUGCAGUCAACACCCUGGCCCGUCACAUGUCCAACCCCACCAAAGGAGCAAUGUGUGAAGUAUCUGAAUCAGACACAAGACAAGGGUUUGAGGCUUGGUGGUGGAAACAAAGAUGA